Molecule: messenger RNA, 2385 nt
Organism: Prosopis cineraria
Lineage: Eukaryota; Viridiplantae; Streptophyta; Magnoliopsida; Fabales; Fabaceae
Exons: 6
Coding region: 14-2182 (722 amino acids)
Molecular function (GO): protein binding
Source: RefSeq, a predicted model, not a curated record
GCGUGAUAGGAAAAUGGGAAAGAAGAGUACUUCUGAAAUUAAGAUAGAGGGAGAGACCUCUCUGUUCAGCGAGAGAAUAAGAAGAGCUCAGAAAGCUUCCAGGUCUGGAAACUGGAGAGCCUUCAAGGAAAUCUUCCAAGAAGACAAGAAAGAUCUGCUUAAGGAUUUAGACUUGUUCAAGAACACCGCCAUUAACGUAGCAACUCGCUCCGAUAGUCCACAGCUCUUGAAGGAGUUGCUGGAAAUGCUUUCAGAACAGGAACGGUGGGUUGCCUUCACGAAGAAGUCCUGUGAAGGUAACACUCUCCUUCAUGAAAUCGCCCUGAUUUGCAAGGUGGUGGAGAUGGCAGACGUCGUACUUGACUUUGAAAAGAAGAUGCCGUGGCCAUUGCCGGAGGCGGCGGCUGAGGAGGAGGAGGAGGAGGAGGAAAAGGGAAGGCCAUUGCUGGAGAGGAAAAACUCGAAAGGAGAAACGCCACUGUUCAGGGCAGCAAAAUAUGGGAACCUGAAGAUGGUGAUCCAAUUGGCUAAAGCAGCAGCAGCUCAGCCUCAGAGUGAUAUGAAAAUUCAUCUUCGUAGCGAUACUCGGACCAUUCUUCAUGCUAGCAUCAAUGUCCAAUCUUUUGAUGUAGCUCUUUGGAUAAUACUGAGGAUGGAUGGGACCAGUCUAGUGACGGAGCGAAAUAAAAAUGGGUUGACGUGUCUUCAGCUUCUCGCUAGAAUGCCUACUGCUUUUCGAAGCCACUACCAAAUGACAUCCCUCUCCAACCUCAUCUAUAAUUUGCUUCCGGAUGAAAGAUAUGAAAUUGAAGGUUACGAUAGCUUUGAGUUGUUUAGGCCUUCGAGUACAGACCUAGAAACUGGCCACCAACAUGAUGCCAAGCCGCCAACCUCAGGUCUUUCAAGGAUCAACUACGCUGCUUGGAAAUAUCUAGCUAAAGUAUUCUUGGGGAUUGAUUCUGUCUGGAAAAGAAAGAAGCGUCAUCAGCUAGCAGAGCGUCUGGCGAAGUUUCUGGUAAAGAAUGACUACUCGUGGCAGGCAUCUUACAAUCAUAUUAAGAAAACACUCGUCAUAUUGCCAUCUGUCGUUUACAAUGUAGCCAAAAGAAAAAAACAAGUAGAACGGAAGGAAGAGAAGAGGCAAGAGAGAGAGGACGCUGAUGAUGAUGACCAAGAUCCUGACAAACAAGAAAAGAAACACCAUUAUGAUAAUCACACGCCAUUGCUGGUAGCUGCUAGCAAUGGGAUUAUAGAAAUCGUCGAACUGUUCCUUGAAGAGCAUCCAGAGUCAGUGAAUCACGUUAGUGAAGAUGAGCAAAACAUACUGCACAUGGCCGUCAAGCAUCGUCAGUUAGAAAUCUUCAAACUGCUCAAGAAAAACCCAUCGUUUGACACAUUGGUUACUCGAAUCUCUCGAGAGAAUCGCACCGUGUUGCACCAAGUUGCGAGGAUGGAUUAUUACAGAGCAGCGCACCUUGCUGGUUCAGCUUUCCAACUUCAAGAUGAAUUAAAGUGGUAUAAACGAGUGGAAGAAGUUGUUCCGAGACAUCAACAUUUGCAUUGUGACCAUAUGAGACUUACAGCGGGAGAUGUUCUGGACAUAGAGCAUGAUCAGAUGCUUGCAGACGCACAAUCAUGGAUAAAGCAAACCGCCGAGUCUUGCUCAACCGUAUCGGUCCUUGUAGCCACAGUUGUCUUUGCAGCGGCCUACACCAUCCCUGGCGGGAGUGAGGGUGGCACGCCGGUGUUCCUCAGAUCGCCGGUGUUCAUCUUCUUCACCGUCAUGGAUGUCGUGGCGCUCGCCUUUUCUCUGGCUUCGGUGGUCAUGUUUCUUUCCAUCCUGACGUCCCCAUUUGAGCUAUGGGAUUUUCACAAGUCUCUGCCACGUAAACUGAAUAUAGGGUUUGCUUUUCUGUUUUGCUCGCUGACCACCACAAUGCUUGCUUUUAGUGCAACGAUUUUGCUCACUAUAAAGUUGCAGUGGAAGCACUGGACUUCGACUUUGGUUUAUAGUGCAGCGUUCUUUCCUGUGACCAUAUUUGGCUUGAUCGAAUUCCCACUUUAUAUGAUGCUUCCGAGCCUGUUCUUCAAGGUAUAUAAGAAGACCAUGAAGGUGAUUCCAAUUGAUAGAGCCGUCAAACGUUGUUACUGUAGAAGGGUUCAGAGAGCAACGUAUUUGUAAGACAACAGUACUUUGUGCAAAUUUCAAAUCGAAGGUGUGUUGAUUUGUUUUUCUGCAGUGUGUUUUUUUUGUGUGUGGGGGGGUGAGAGAGAGAGAGGAGUUGGUAUGCAUGUGAGGAAGCCAUGUCGUUGGUGUGUUAUAUUAUUCUUAAAUAAUACAAGCGAAUGCUGAAUUUGGAUAUAUUCGAUAACAAGAAGAUUGUA